Messenger RNA from Nylanderia fulva, 2209 nucleotides. RefSeq lists its product as uncharacterized. The record is from RefSeq and is a predicted model, not a curated record. Lineage: Eukaryota; Metazoa; Arthropoda; Insecta; Hymenoptera; Formicidae.
UAGGUUCGCGUCUUGGCUAAAUCUCUCUCGCGUGUCUGUCAUGUUGUGGUCAAUAUAUUACAGUCACGAUACGGGAUCGAUAGCGGUUCGCGAAGGAUAUUCGUGUAAGAAUAGAAACAUUAUGAAUGAGAAGAAUGUACGACAGUGAUACGAUUAUUCAACUGAGAGGUCCGAGUCGAGUUGGACAUUAUGAAUGUCAGAAAUCAGAAAUGCGUCAGUAAGUUCUCGCUCUGCCUGCGGAAAAUUCGCAGGCUAUAGCUCUGCAAAGAGGGAUUGUCAGGCUGAUCGGAUCCUUGAUUGAUGGAGAAAAUCUUUCGGAAAGCAUGAAAUGCGAAGAAACAGCUUCAAGAAAAACACAGUCAGUCCAUUGACGCAAAAAAUAAAGGCUCCUCAACAUCUACUGCGAUUUAAAGACGAAGAAGAUGGGUUUGAUAACGAAUGGAGUGGUCGUUUCCGGCUGCCUAGUUUGCCACGGCAGAAAUCGUGGAAGGAUGAUGAUAACAUUUUGUCCAAUGAGAACAGUGCGGCAACAUCUAUCUCUUGGUCACAAGAGGUGGAAGAUACAGCCACCAAGAAACUGGAAGAACAAUGGGCAAAUGUGGAGAAGACACUCUACGAGGAAGAGGAUGAUCAGCUGGUUCAAGGAUCCGUUUUGGAUGAAUGUAUACAAUGGAGAACGCAGAUCCCAUAUUUGAGAAUAAUUGGCCGAAGUUCAGCACAAAACAAUCUUUGCACCAAUAAUACUAAUACAAAACACGAUAUUGUUUCCAAUGACGAUAGGAUGAAAAGAUUCGAUAAUCUACAAAAUGAUAAAGUAUCUAUAGAGCAUAGUCAACAUUCAACAAAGAGAGAGGAAGGAGAAGAUUCUACACAAUACAAAUACAACAUAGCAACAUUUGAAGCUGUACUUGACAUACUGAUGGAGCAUGUAAUCGCUGAGAUCAUUCCUAACAAGGAGAAUGAUACAGAUUCUUUGUGCGAAAGUCUAAGCAGUGCUUUAAAAAUAGCCCCUGCUCCUGUUUAUGGCAACAGAAAUUCAUCAAGAAACUCAAAAACAAAUUGGACAGAAGAAGCAAUUUCUCCUAAUUAUAUUGAGAACAAGUCUUUAAGCAUACGAAAUCGAUUGUUGGAUACAGAAAAUUCUCUUCAGACAAUAAAGAAUGAUACAAAUUAUCAAAAAGUUCAAAAGAAACAGAGAAGUUCAAUUUCUGCAAAUAAAUCAAAUAAAAAUAAACCAAGAGACUCUGAUAGUACGGAAGACGAUGAUGCAUCAAAAGCCAAGGAGAGAUUAGGCACUCCACAUAUAGGCAGAAAUAAGCUUGGUACUAUUUUUAACGAGAGAAUUGUUGUGAGUCCUGUGCCUUUUGCGGUAUCUACACGAGAAAGCUUCUCUACCUUAAAUACUAUUCCUAUUAGAUUCAUGAAUGAGGAUUUAGAAAUUUCCUCUUUUCAAGGAUCAGCCCGAAACAUUUCGGGCGAUUUCCGUGGUUCUGCAAAAAGAUCGAGCGUUUUGAGAAAUUCAAAUAUUCAUUCUGCCUGGCAAACUCCUGUCUGUCCCACCGUUUGGCCAAAAAAUAUUCGACUCGCGCCCAUAGAUACUUCGAGACUUCCUGGUAACAAAAAUAGAUUAUUCGCACCAUCGCCCGCUAUCUUACACUGCAAUAGGAGACCACUAAGUCCGAUUUCUCGUUCAAAGAUACCGAAAUCUGCUCACGCGACUCGCGAUCUGGAGGUUCAGGGAAAACACAUCAUUCCUUCGCAAUCAAAAAUCGGUUUGCUCUCAGCUGGCUGGGAUUAUAAUUCCAGAAUGGUCACAAGCAAGAAAAAGAAAGCUCGAACAACAGAGGGCUCCUGAAAAAAAAAAAUAAAAAUGCCUAAUGCAAAAAAGUUGAAGCGCUUCGAACACUUGCUUAUAAGAAAUAUAUUUUUCUAAAAUGUGUCGUAAUAUAAUUGUCUUAUUGUCUUAGCGUUUGUAAGGAAACCGAAGAGUACAAAACAUGCUGCUUCAACGCGUUCGGUUUCGUAGCAGGAUAACGCUUGGAGCACGGCGGAAACCGCUUUAAAACGAUAUAUAUAUAUACAUGUAUACAAAUGUAUUUAUUGUCGUGUAUAAUUUACGAAAGAUAAUCAUUGCAAUCGCAUACGCACAUGCGAUGUUGUGUGAUUUUUAAAUACGAUUGUUCCAUAAAUCAUAACUGUUUCUACCUCA